Bathycoccus prasinos is the source of this 1740-nucleotide messenger RNA. RefSeq names its product deoxyribodipyrimidine photolyase. Bases 1 to 1740 code for a protein of 579 amino acids. The record is from RefSeq and is a predicted model, not a curated record. Gene Ontology annotation, biological process: photoreactive repair. The transcript has a single exon. Gene Ontology annotation, molecular function: deoxyribodipyrimidine photo-lyase activity. NCBI's taxonomy places the organism in Eukaryota, Viridiplantae, Chlorophyta, Mamiellophyceae, Mamiellales, Bathycoccaceae.
AUGUCCUCCGAGGAAGAACGCGUCAUCUUAACGCCUGAACUGAAAGCGAGGAUCGAGAGGAACAAGAGAGAGGCUUUGGAAAGACUGAAGGCGAACGAGAAGAAGCUUUCUCAACGAGCGCGCGUGCACGGCGAUAGGAUUCGGAGAGUAAACGGUGAAGACGCCAAAAAUAACGUGGCGAAUGGACAAUACGUUUUGUAUUGGAUGCAAUCGUCGCAACGCGCGCGAUAUAACGAGGCGUUGGAGGUGGCGGUGGAGAGAGCGAACGCGCAUAAGAAGCCAGUCGUCGUUGCGUUUGCGUUGACGUGCGACUACGAGGACGCCAACGAGAGGCAUUAUAAUUUCAUGGUGAAAGGGUUGUUGGAUGUCAAAGAAGGUUUGUCGAGGCGGAACGUUCCGUUUUUCUUGGUGACAAAGAAGAAGAAGCGGAAGGAGGAAAAAGAGGACGCGUCCGGCAUUCCAGAGGCAAUUUUAUCCCUAUCCAAGAACGCGAUUGAGAUCAUCACGGACUGCGGAUAUUUGCGAGUGUUGAGAAUUUGGCGCGAAACGCUCGCGCGUAAAGUUUCGAUACCAAUAACGGAAGUUGAGACGGACGUGGUUGUUCCAGUGUUCGCGCACUUAUCUUCGCGACCAAAGCUAGACGUUUCUGCCGCAUCGUUUCGCGCGUUCGCGUUGCCGAAAUCGUUCGAGCACACGGAAAAUGUGCCAGAUUUGGAAGAAAUUGUGCCUUUAUGGAACGCCGAAGAUGUGAAAAAAGCUCGCAUGUCGGUGAUGGAUGUGCUCGACGACAGAUUUGCGUUCGUCAUAGACGGUAGAAUCGCAUCUUCUUCGUCGUCGUCGACGCCUUCAACAUCCGCGAAACAAACCGCCGAUGAUAUCUUGUCCGUUUUAAAAACGGAAUUUGGGUUGAAAGAAACGCCACAUAUUCCAAAAUGUGACAAAUAUCACAUCGGAGGCGAAAUCGAAGCGAUGCUUAAACUCGACGCGUUUCUCGAUUCAGUCGUAUUGCGCAAAUACGGUGAACUUCGUAACGACUGUUCGCUCGGACUCCAAUCGCAUUUGGCGCCCUACAUACACUAUGGUCAAAUCUCCGUUUUACACGUCGCCAAACGCGCGCGAAGGUUUGCGAAUGCACACAAAACCGAUGAAAAGAUUCAAAAAAGCGUCGAAGUCUUUCUGGACGAACUCAUCAUUCGAAGAGAGUUGGGGAUUCAAUUCGUAGUAAAAAAAAGAGAAACCUACGAUACGUUCGACGCUUUGCCUAUUUGGUGCAUUAAUACGCUCGAGAAGCACAAAGACGAAAGGGAGACGAGAUAUACGUACGAAGAGCUCGAAAAAGGACAAACGGACGAUCCUUUAUGGAAUGCCGCGCAAAAUGAAUUGCGCAUCUCGGGUAAGACGCACAACUACACGCGAAUGUAUUGGGGUAAAAAAGUCGUCGAAUGGUUUCGCGAUUCGAGAGAGGCGUGGACUGUCUUGAUGCGAUUGAAUGAUACGUAUUCUCUCGACGGUCGCGACCCGAAUUCCUACACGGGCGUAGGUUGGGUGUUUGGACUCAACGAUAGGUCGUUUCCAGAAGCUCCGAUUAUGGGUGAGGUUCGACGAAUGUCCAUGAGCGGGUGUAAAAAGAAAUUUGGCAAAGCCAUAGACGCGUACAUCGAUCGAUGGAACGGUCAACGAGAGAAAGGUGGUCGCCAGGUUUCCAUCGCGAACAUGUUCAAGAAACAGAAGACACGAUGA